Messenger RNA from Caenorhabditis sp. 36 PRJEB53466, 1091 nucleotides. Lineage: Eukaryota; Metazoa; Nematoda; Chromadorea; Rhabditida; Rhabditidae. The record is from the annotation of a GenBank genome assembly.
AUGACGGAGGCGUGGAUCACUUUGGCGACGAACGACCGUUACGCACAGGGCGCCCUCACCCUUCUCAAUUCGCUGCGUUCUUCGGGCACUCGACGCAAAGUUCACUGUCUGAUUACCGACGAGGUUAGUACAUUCUGCGUGUUCUGCUCCUUCAAUGGAGGCAUUCAGGUGUCUUCUGGAGUUCGCGAAGAAUUGCAGCGCAAAUUUGACGAGGUGACUACCGUUGACGUCUUCAACAGCAACGACGCGGUAUUCCAAAAUUGUAAUGAAAGCCAACACAUAUUUUGUCUUCAGGAAAACCUGGCAUUGAUUGGUCGUCCAGAUCUGGGAGUCACAUUCACUAAACUCCAUUGCUGGCGUCUCACUCAGUACACUAAGGCCGUGUUCCUCGAUGCCGACACGAUGGUCAUCCGCAACGCCGACGAACUUUUUGAGAGGCCGGACUUCUCUGCUGCCGCCGACAUCGGAUGGCCGGAUAUGUUCAAUUCGGGAGUCUUCGUUUUCUCGCCAUCGAUCAGCGUUUACCGUAUUUGAAAUAAUGUUGUGAACUUUCAAGACGUUCUUAUUCUAGGAGCCCUCGUCGCUCUUGCUAUUGUUGUUGGAUCGUUCGAUGGUGGUGACCAGGGACUUCUGAACGAGUACUUCUCCAACUGGAGAGACCUUCCAUCUGCCCAUCGAUUGCCAUUCAUCUAUAACAUGACCGCCGGAGAGUUCUACACUUAUGUCGCGGCUUACAAAAAGUUAGUGACAACUGGAUUAAUAAUUUCUAAUUGAAUGUUUUUAGAUACGGUGGAGAUACAAAGAUCGUGCAUUUCAUUGGAACCCAGAAGCCCUGGAACAUCAGCUCGACGGGAUUGCACAAGAGUGAACACUACCAACAAUGGCACUCGUUCAGCCAGCAAAUCCAUCCUGUGCCAUCUCCUCAGCAUCACUAUUAUGCGGCUCCGUCGACAUCUCACAAGUCGGACGAUGAUUCGGAAAUUCGUCGUGUCGCGUGGGAGGCUGGACAACCAGACUAUUUGGGAAAGGACGCAUUCAAGAACAUCCAGAAGGCUCUCGACGAGAGCAUGGCCGAUAAAAAAACUACAUAA